AUGAUGGACAUUCUCCCAAACGAGAUCAAAUCUCAAAUACUCGAGCUGUUAGAAAUGGAGGAAUAUCUGAAAGUGAAUCUCCUUAAUUCACAAUGGAAUGAUCUUUUUCUGAUCAACAAGAAAAGACUCAGGAGAAAAUCCGCUGAUGAGAUCCGUUUCUACGAUCUCGGUGAUGGGCAAAUUCAAGUACAAAUUGUUCUUGAAGGAACUCCACAUUGGACGAAACAAAUCAUCAGCAAGACAGUCGCCCCGGACAAUGUUUUCAGUUGUGUUUGGCCGUAUUCGCCAAAAGAGAUGCAUAUAAAUUCGUUUUCAAAUGCUUUAAAAGAGAUUUUCGAGGCAUUUCCUGAUUAUUGGUUUUGUGGAAUUGAAAAGUUGGGAAUUUUCGAGGAGAAAAGCAAUGUGAAUGCGAUGGAUUUGAUGAGAAGAUGCCCCGAUUUGCAUUCAAUUUCGAUCGAUCCCUGUUUUUCGGAUAUUCAUGUGACAGCAAUACUGAAUACAAUGAAAAGGAUAAAUGAAUUGAAACUUCCCUCAACAAAUCAACACAUUGUGGCCGAUGAUUCGAGUCUUCAGAAAAUCAUUGAAAAGAGCAAAAACGAUGAGAUCGGAUUGCGCACAUUUUGGGUGGACUCGAUUCCAACCAAUUUCUCCCUUGAAAUGGUUGAGCAAUUCUUGUUGGAAUCUCAUUUCGCGGAUCGUUGCUCGAUUCUCUUACAGAAAAUCCAUGGAAGCGACUUCGAAUUCGUGAAUUUCCUCCGUCGUCACUUUGAAUUGAUCUCUCAAAUUGGAGCUGCUUUCACUUUUAGAAAUGCUCAAAAUUCGGAAAUCACCGUGAUUAUUGGAUCUUUUGAGCGA
Molecule: messenger RNA, 855 nt
Organism: Mesorhabditis belari
Lineage: Eukaryota; Metazoa; Nematoda; Chromadorea; Rhabditida; Rhabditidae
Source: the annotation of a GenBank genome assembly